Molecule: messenger RNA, 4294 nt
Organism: Vollenhovia emeryi
Lineage: Eukaryota; Metazoa; Arthropoda; Insecta; Hymenoptera; Formicidae
Gene: Pgant5
Product: polypeptide N-acetylgalactosaminyltransferase 5
Exons: 8
Coding region: 355-2175 (606 amino acids)
Cellular component (GO): Golgi apparatus
Source: RefSeq, a predicted model, not a curated record
UACGCUCCGCUCCGCACCGUUCCGCGCCGCACCGCGCCGCGCCGCGCCGCGCCACGCGAUGCCAGGCGUAUCCUCCGUUUAGUGCGAGACGACGGACGUCGGGGAUGCACGGCCGCGAGCUUCCUUCCGCACCUGCACCGCGCCGUUAGCCGCCACCGGGCCACCGAGAGGGAAGAAGAGCGCUGAGAACCGGCCGUCCUCCGUCAUGUGAUUCCACGAAGGCCCGUACAAUUAGUAGAACACGGUUGUAGUCUCGUUUUAAGUCUCGCCGAGAGAAAUCCUUAUCGCGAGUCCACGCACGGCGAGCUGGGUGAUGAGCUCGUGGCACAAGCGGACGACUGCCGCCGUUGAAAGAUGUUCCGCUCCAAGAUUCGCAUUCACACGUGUCAAGUGAUACUGCUAACGUCGCUGGUAUGGUUCUUGGUCGACGUCAUGGUGCUCAUGCUCUAUUCGGACUGCAUCGGAGGGUCCGGAUGGGGCUGCUCGGAGAGCAAGCAGCAGCAGCAGGCGCUUCAGUCCGAGGAGCCGCCACAGCUGCACCCGAAGGCCCAGAUCAGGGAGCCGCUGGCGAUGAAGCAGGACCAUAACAACAAGAGGCAGUAUCCGCAGUCGCAGCUGCAGCUAUGGCGUCCGGCGAGGGUCGUCAAGGAGAACAAGGGCAGCCCGGGCGAGAUGGGGGCGGCGGUGCACAUCGCGCCGGAGAACGAGGCCAAGCAGCAGGAAUUGUUCAAGCUGAAUCAAUUCAAUCUGAUGGCCAGCGACAUGAUCUCCUUAAACCGUUCCCUAAAGGACAUCCGACUCGAGGGUUGCAAGAACAAGAAACACGCCAAGUAUCUUCCAGACACGAGUAUCGUGAUAGUUUUCCAUAACGAGGCGUGGACCACUCUGCUGCGGACGGUCUGGUCCGUGAUAAACAGGUCUCCCAGGUCGCUGCUGAAGGAGAUCAUCCUCGUCGACGACGCGAGCGAGCGCGAACACCUGAAGCAAGAUUUGGAGGACUACAUAGCCACCCUACCCGUUCCUACGUACGUGUAUCGCACCGAAAAGAGGUCGGGCUUGAUAAGAGCGAGGCUUUUAGGGGCAAAGCACGUCAAGGGACAAGUAAUCACGUUUCUAGAUGCGCACUGUGAGUGCACCGAGGGCUGGCUGGAGCCGCUAUUAUCAAGAAUCGCCAACGACAGGCAUACCGUUGUCUGUCCGAUCAUAGACGUAAUCAGCGACGACACCUUCGAGUACAUCCCGGCGAGCGACAUGACCUGGGGAGGUUUCAAUUGGAAAUUGAACUUCAGAUGGUACAGAGUCGCGCAGAGAGAAAUGGACAGGAGAAAUAGCGACAGAACGGCGCCGCUACGAACGCCGACCAUGGCCGGUGGAUUGUUCUCUAUUGACAAAGAAUAUUUCUAUGAGCUGGGCGCGUACGACGAAGGCAUGGACAUCUGGGGCGGUGAAAAUCUUGAAAUGAGCUUCCGGAUAUGGAUGUGUGGUGGGACAUUGGAAAUUGCGACAUGCUCGCACGUCGGGCAUGUAUUCCGUAAGUCGACCCCGUAUACCUUCCCGGGCGGUACCAGCAAGAUAGUCAACCACAACAAUGCGCGGCUCGCAGAAGUUUGGUUGGACCAAUGGAAGUACUUCUAUUACAACAUUAAUCCAGGGGCGCGAAACGUCGACGUCGGCGAUGUUUCCGAGCGGAUAAAACUCAGAGAACGGCUGAAAUGCAAGAGCUUCAGAUGGUACUUGGAGAAUAUAUACCCGGAAUCGCCAAUGCCGCUAGAUUAUUACUAUCUCGGCGAUGUGAAAAACGUUGAGACGCAAACCUGUUUGGACACUAUGGGCAGGAGAACCGGGGAGAACGUCGGAAUUAGCUAUUGUCAUGGAUUAGGCGGUAACCAGGUAUUUGCUUACACUAAGCGGCAGCAGAUAAUGUCUGACGAUAUGUGCCUUGAUGCAGCUAGUCCACAAGGUCCAGUGAAGAUCGUACGAUGUCAUGGUAUGGGUGGUAAUCAAGCGUGGGUUUACAACGACGAGACCAAAAUGAUUAAACACACAAACACGGGUUACUGUUUGUCAAAACCCCACUCGGGCGAUGCGUCGCAACCCGUUUUGGCGCAGUGCGAUGUCAACAACAUCGGUCAAAAAUGGAUUAUGCGUAGCAAAUUUAAAUGGCAGGCCAGCUAAUACGAAUCGACUUUAAGCGCCAGAUCUUUACGCAAUAUUUGUUAAUAUAUUUAAUAAAUGGUAACCGAUGGACUGAUCGCAAAGGACUUCCCAAGUGCGCAUACGAGACGAGAUAAUCAAGUAUCACAACCAGUGGCGAAGAAACGGUCCAAUAUCGUCGUCUAAUGUGUACGUUAAAUGGAAUUGACAGAAACGAUUCUCGUCGGGAUUGCGUCAGAAAUCGUAGUUAAAUAAUUAGAUUCUACAGGAUUUAUUUACCAUUGAUAAAGCAGUAUCGAGAAUUUACUGCCAUUCCUUGUGGUACGGUCCUUACGGUACGCCUUGAAUGCACAAUAGUGACAGAGAUGAAUUUCUCUGUUCGCGUGUGAACAUAAGUGAUACUAAACGACGAACAGAGUGAACUCCUUUUCUUCUUUCCUAGCCGAGAAGCGGUAAAGAAGAGAUCAUAUCAGACCACUGUUAUAAAUAAUUGUUGAUACAAGAGAGAGAGAGAGAGAGAUAUUUGAUAAUUUCGGAUGAGUGCAAUGACGAAUGACUGACCGUUAUGUCGGUACGCAACGAAAUGUGAAUAUGCUAGAAAUGCAUCGAGCGAGAUAAUGACGGAGUGAAUGCUAGAAUGUCAGUGAAGUUGAUGUGACGCUACCGCGAUAAUAAUAUAGAAAAGAUUAUUAUUGUACAAUCCAUUUAAUAACUAGGAAAGAGCACUGGAUCUUUUUAUAUUCAUGUUUCUGAAUAGUUCCUCGUUGCAUCUCGUUCGUAUAAUUUAACUGUUACGCGUCGUUUCGUGCAAAGAAUGUACUUAUCAGAAUUUAUAGCAAUAUAUAGAAUUCAUCAGAUUUUUUAGUUAGAUGCAUACAAUUAUUAACUCUCGUUACACUUUAUUACGGAGACAUAAUGCAAUUUUAAUGCAAACGUACCAGAAUGUCUUCCAUAUUUUAAUGAUAGCAGAUUUUUCCGACAUAAUCAGCUAUUGCGCACAGUUACGGAUUACUACUUCCUCAAUGUUUAAUUUGCGAAUCAACAUGCGACGAAACAUUGUAAUGUAAAUCUCUAUAAAGAAAAUAACAUUUGUAUUAAAGUGCAUCACUUACAGGUUAAGUAACGAAAAUGCAAUAAUAAUUGCAGAGAAUUAGGAGGCAUUUAUGCAGAGAUUAACUGAACAAAAUUUUAUCUUCCAUUAUUGGAUCCUGGCACCUUUCUCUUCGACAUCAUGAGUUGCAGUAGAAUAUUUUUAUUCUUCGAACAAUGAUAAAAAUUGCUCGACAUAAAAGAUUCCUAAAUCUGCUACUGAAAACUUUUACAAGUCUACACUCCUGUGAAGUAUAACUUCCGACACAUCUUUAAGAUUCUUUCCCUAUUUGUAUCUACUAUUGAACGACGAAUAUACUCAUUACUCUUAUGUAAUCCAAAAGAAUGUUACGGUGAUGGUGCAACGUUAAGCUUGAUACAUUUGUCUUCUAAGACUGUGGUAUUUAUUUUUGUAUAGAUCACAAAUUGACUUAUAUGUUGAAAUAAGCAAUGUGUCAGUCCACUUUAUAGAUAAAUGAUGAAACGUUUGAUCGCGAUCGAAGAAAAAAAAAACGAUAGUCAAUAGUACCUCUUUUGCAAAUACAUCAUUCCUUACAGGCUGAUUUCAUGGAGAACGCUAUUAUUAAUAUAAAUAAAAUUGCUAAUGAACGAUUCCCAUUUUAAUCAUUUGCUCAACGAAUGUCUCUAGCUUCACGGUUCAAUCGAUUAUGAUGAUGUGAAAAAGGGAGUUUCAAUUAUUAUAAUAGCCUGAACUGCGUAAGCACGAUCGUUUAAAGACAAUAAAAUUAUUUGUAUACGUUAUUAAGUUUAUAAUAAUGCAUGUCUCUAUAACGCUAGCAUAAUGAUUUAAGAUAUCCGUAAAGUAAGUGAAAUUUGUAAAAAUGAAUGUAUGCACAUUAACGACAUUUUAAACUCGACUUCCGUUUCUUUCUCAGAAUGUAAUUAAGUUUGACUAAAAGACGAAGCCUCUUAAAGAGUAAUUUAUUUAUAGCUGUUAAAAUUGUACCAUAUAAGUAUUCUAUAGAAUCUUAUAACUACAAUCGAUACACAAUUACAUCUUGUUAGAAUAAAUAAUUAGUUUCGUUACAUA